AUGAAAUAACGAUUAGUCACUUAAGCUGAUGAUACUCCCUAAGAUAACCAAAUUUAGAAUGGAAAUAAACUAUCUAAUUAAUAUCAAAUCUGUUCAGUAGUUGGCAAUGGAACAUUUGGCAUGGUUUAUUUAGUAAAAAUGAGAAAUUGAUUGUUUAGGCUAUUGAUACUAAAACAAAUGAGAAGGUAGCUAUAAAGAAAGUGUAUUAAGAUAGAAGAUACAAAAAUAGAGAGCAUCUUAUAAUUUCAGAAUUGAAUCAUCCAUGCAUUGUGAAAUUAAGGUAGGCUUUCUUUACCUAAGGAGACAAUGCCAAAAAUGUUUAUAUUAAAUUUAAUGUAGACGGAAGAUAUCUAUUUGAAUUUAGUAAUGGAUUAUAUCCCAGAAACACUUAGCAAAGUUAUAAGGAAUUUCAAGAACAAUAAAAAACCAUUCCCUAAUCAAUCACUCAAAAUUUACAGUUACUAAAUGUUAAGAGCAUUAGCAUAUUUAUAAGGUUUUUGAGAUCAAAUCAAUUUAGGAAUUGGCAUUUGUCACAGAGACAUUAAACCUUAAAACAUAUUAGUAAAUCCUAAUAAUCAUGUAUUGAAAAUAUGCGAUUUUGGAUCUGCUAAAAGAUUGGUUGCAGGAGAACCUAAUGUUGCUUAUAUAUGUUCAAGAUAUUAUAGAGCUCCAGAAUUAAUAUUUGGAGCAACUGAAUAUACAACUGCCAUAGAUAUGUGGUCAAUUGGUAUUUAUCUAUCUAUUAUUUUAAUAGGUUGUGUUAUUGCAGAGAUGUUAUUAGGUGAACCCUUGUUUCCAGGAGAAAGUGCCACUGAUUAAUUAGUUGAAAUAAUCAAAAUUUUAGGAACACCUACUAUAGAUUAAAUCAAAUAAAUGAAUCCUUAACAAUAGUAAUUUAAAUUUCCUUAAAUUAAGUGUCAUCCUUGGGCUAAAGUACAUAAUCUUUAUAUUAUUUAGGUAUUUGGUAAAUUUAAAACAGAACCUCAUUUUAUUGAUUUCGUAAGCAAAAUAUUGGUUUAUUCUCCUCGUGAUAGAUUGAAACCAUUAGAAGCUUUGUUACAUCCUUAUUUUGAUGAAAUUAGAUAACCAAAUUUUGGAGAUGGACAUUUAAAUUUGCCUAAUUUCUUUGAUUUCUACAAAGGUAAUAUGCAUUUCAAUGAUUUUCAUAGAGGAAUUACAAAUUUAACCAGAAGUAGCUCAUAAAUUGACCCCAAGCUGGAUUAAAAAGUGA
Paramecium pentaurelia is the source of this 1231-nucleotide messenger RNA. The record is from the annotation of a GenBank genome assembly. NCBI's taxonomy places the organism in Eukaryota, Ciliophora, Oligohymenophorea, Peniculida, Parameciidae.